Limanda limanda (common dab) is the source of this 3585-nucleotide messenger RNA. Its product is annotated as palmitoyltransferase ZDHHC3-like. Gene Ontology annotation, molecular function: protein-cysteine S-palmitoyltransferase activity. Gene Ontology annotation, cellular component: Golgi apparatus; endoplasmic reticulum. Gene Ontology annotation, biological process: peptidyl-L-cysteine S-palmitoylation; protein targeting to membrane. The record is from RefSeq and is a predicted model, not a curated record. Lineage: Eukaryota; Metazoa; Chordata; Actinopteri; Pleuronectiformes; Pleuronectidae. The transcript is spliced from 7 exons. The coding region runs from base 364 to 1260 and encodes 298 amino acids.
GCACUUCCGGGUUGGCUCUGCGGGGUUUUGUUGUCCCUCCGCCCGCAGAGCUGUUCUCUGGACCCGAGGCCUGUUUACGGAAGCUCGGCCCUCGGCUGUAGUUUCCACCCGGACCACACACACCCACGACCGGCUCGUCGGAACCGAGGCGGCGGCGGAGAGAGGCAGCGGGGCCGCGGGGAGCAGCUGCCCGGGGAUCGGUGAGGCUGGGCCGGGGCUGAGAACCAGGAGGAGACUCCCUCCCCACGGUGGAUCUGUUGUAACCUCACAAGCCUCCACACUACCAGGGGACUUCUUCAGGGAAACUUCUGCAGAGCCACCGGGAGACUGCGAGUAUGUGGUCGGAGCCACGGUUGUUGUAGGAUGAGGAGCCCGGCGCACCGCACCAGGGACAUCGAGCGCCAAGCUGGCUACCUGAGGCCCGAGCACUGUGCCCCUCCCCCGCUCCGCAACAGCUCCGACACCAUGUGGUUCAUCCGCGACGGCUGCGGCAUCGUGUGCGGCGUCAUCACCUGGCUCCUGAUCUUCUACGCCGAGUUCGUGGUGGGCUUCGUGAUGCUGCUGCCCGCCAAGAACAUGAUCUACAGCUUCUUCAACGGGGUGGUCUUCAGCAGCCUGGCCUUCCUCGCCCUCGCCUCUCACGCCAAGGCCAUGUGCACAGACCCGGGAGCCGUGCCUAAAGGAAACGCUACCAAAGAAUUCAUCGAGAGCCUGCAGCUCAAACCGGGCCAGGUGGUGUACAAGUGUCCCAAGUGCUGCAGCAUCAAGCCGGACCGAGCUCAUCACUGCAGUGUGUGUAAACGCUGCAUCAAGAAGAUGGACCACCACUGUCCCUGGGUGAACAACUGUGUCGGAGAGAGCAACCAGAAAUACUUUGUGCUCUUCACAAUGUACAUUUCACUAAUAUCCCUCCAUGCACUCAUCCUGGUGGCUUUUCAUUUUGUGCUCUGCUUUGAAGAAGACUGGACAAAGUGCAGCAACUUCUCUCCACCAGCGACGGUCAUCCUCCUCAUCCUCCUCUGCUUUGAAGCUCUCCUCUUUUUGAUCUUCACUGCCGUCAUGUUUGGGACUCAGGUUCACUCCAUCUGCAGCGAUGAGACGGGUAUCGAGCAGCUGAAGAAGGAGGAGAGACGAUGGGCCAAAAAGUCGAGAUGGAUGAAUCUGAAGGUGGUGUUUGGCCAUCCCUUCUCCGUGGCCUGGCUGAGCCCGUUUUCUAAACCCGACCACGGCAAGGCGGACGUUUACCAGUACAUAGUGUGAACACCGGAAACAAAGCUGAGCUCUGCUGCUGUGGAAUAAGACUGAUCGGUCCCGGGUCUCACGUCCUGUCGGCCGGACCUGAACGAGCAUGAACUCCUUUCAACCACAUACACAUUUUCUUUCAUUUAUUGAAAUUUCAGGGUAUUCUAGUGUUGUUGUUUUUUUAUAUUGUCACCUUCUUUACAUUUGACAGUUCCCCUCUUGGUGCUGACUGAGAUUAAUGACGUGUAGCUCAACAAAACCGACUGAGCAACUUGAAAAGGAGCACUUACUAAGAGUUGGUGACACAGAGAGAGUUCCGCCUUCUCCCGAGUCCAUGUUCCUGCAUCAUUUCCUGCUUCCAAUACUAAACAAUGGGAACUGAAGUGCAGGAGGUUGUUGUUUUUUUGCACGGAACAGAACUGUCCAGGAGUUUUUUUUUCUUUUUCCACCAUCUCUGUGAUCCUGUCCUGUUUCUUUCUGUAUUUCUCUUGAUGCAAUAGUAUUUAGCUGGUUGCUGCGGAUCAUGUUGCCUUAGAACAGUGCAUUAGUGAACGGUGGCAUCUAUUGUUUUUAACAGAAAUGUUAUUUUUUGCCUUAAUGUGAAGGUCAGGGGGAGACACCAGUUCAUAUUGUUUUAAAUCCAGAGGUUAGAACAAAUCACACGUAAGAGCAAUAGGAGUACGUUUUUAGUGCUGUCAGAAGAAGUAGAGAAGCAUUAGUCUCACAGUGGCCAGUUAAAGUCUUAAUCCUUUAAGAUUUUAGUCCUGGCUGAUUUGGCGUUUAUUUACAUUGCAACCAAACAAACUUGUGCUGCUUUAAUUAAGAAGUGGGUCAAUAGUUAGUACAUUUUACAUGAUCAUCAGCAAAUUAGAUCUGAUUCAUGCUGCACAAGUAGUUUACAACCAGAGACAUUUUAUAAAGAUGAACGUCGAGUAUCCGCUUCCACCAGGUAUCCAGAAAUUAUAUAUAUAUUAAUUUGAUUUGUGUCCCACCCACAAACAUGGAAAAGGGACAAGUGUCUUACUCAGUCAGUGCUGCUUGCUUGUCAGUGCCAACUCCUUGCGACAAAUCAACUGUUUCCUUUGAUUCCUUCCCAGUGAAAGCGGGUGAGUGUUUUGCAAGUUGAGUGCUUUUAGUGUGAAGAGUAAAUGUAAAGAGUGUCAGGAAACACAGCACAGGUUUUAAAUUAAUUUGCAGAAAUGAGUCGAAAGAAAAUAGAAGUUGACACAUUUCCUUCCACAUUGGUUCUAAGAGACAGUUGGUGUCUAUUUGCAGAAGAAUGAGAUGAUGCAAGUGAAGGAGAUCCGAUCGGAUGUUUCAAUCUGCAGCAGUUUUCUUUGUCUCUGUAGUGGACGUAUACAUUGAAUGUUUCGUGAUUUCUUUUGUUACACUAAGUCUUUUUUCCGUUGAACUUUGUCUCAUUUAGUUUUUAUCGUUACACAAUCUUUUCCACAUCAGCCAAGCGUAAAAACAUUUAAAAAUAGCUGUUUGUUGUAAAAAAAAAAAUAGUAUUGAUUCGUUUCAGGACAAUCUUUAGGAUUACAACUUCAAAAUCAGAGACAUUGCAGGUGAAGACAAUUGUUUAGACUCUAAGGAAACACAUGGGACGCUCUGUGUUAAACUACCAUCAGGCAGUUUGAUCAUCAUCCCAGUCACCAGCUUAGAUGGAAAAGUCAGGGAAUAAAAAAAGAGUUGCUCUCUGAAUGCACUGUAGUUUAAUUGACACUCGCUCAUUUGACAGAAUUAGUUUAUGGAUAAUCCAGUUUGUCGUAGAUGGUAGAUGUGAGCCUGACUGGAGGCAGCAGUGAAGCCUGACAGGGUGACAGUGUGAUACAAAUUUGGGCGAGUGGAAACCGUUUGCCUGAAAGAAUAAGUCUAGAAAUGCCCGUUUUACUUCACCCAGUGUGACGAGGAGAAUUCCACCCGGACAGGAAAUGCCCCACUUCCGAACAUUUCCACAAAAACAAACAAAAAGGCCUUUGCCCAGAUGUGUCUGAACGCCUUACUUAUUACUGCAUCAUUUUUUUAUAGAUGAGCAGAAUCCAGAGAACAUUAACCUACGUGUUGCCAAAUUGAAUCCCCUUGAUCAACGGAGGCAGUGUAGUGACCAUUUCAAGUGUAGAGCAUGCAUUGUCAGGACUGACGUUUUCUUAGAUUUUUUAAAAAUCACUUGGAGUUUUUUAAUCGAUGUCAAAACGUUGCUUCACGGUGCACAGACACAGUCAACCAGCGUUCUUCUUUUUCUUCGACUUUCUGUGUGGUCGGGUUUGAAUUACCGAAGACCACGUUCGUUUUUCUUUGUUAAUUUUGACUGUGGUAUGUUUAAAUGGGAAUGAAAUAAAA